This is a messenger RNA of Paramisgurnus dabryanus, 6648 nucleotides long. It is a transcript of the gene foxp1b, whose product is annotated as forkhead box P1b. Gene Ontology annotation, cellular component: nucleus. Lineage: Eukaryota; Metazoa; Chordata; Actinopteri; Cypriniformes; Cobitidae. Gene Ontology annotation, biological process: regulation of transcription by RNA polymerase II. The record is from RefSeq and is a predicted model, not a curated record. Gene Ontology annotation, molecular function: DNA-binding transcription repressor activity, RNA polymerase II-specific; RNA polymerase II cis-regulatory region sequence-specific DNA binding.
AACUCCUCUCUCUAAUCAAACUCGCAUGUCUUUGACUUUACCAACACACGCGCAUUUUUGUUUUGCUGCGCGAGAUCCGCAAUGAAUGUUGUUUACCCAAGCAGGUGGAUGUGACGUCACGGACUCAGAACAUCAAAAAAUAACAACAUCCAAAUCCGCGAUUCUCUCUCUUUUUCGUGCGCGUGCAAGGAGCGAUAAAGUGUAAUAACAUCAGUAGCAGCUCGCGCUCGUGAUCGGCGGAGAAAGGUGACGUGAAACGGACUGGAAACGGCUUCCACGCGGACUGUUUGCAGUUGAAGUUGUAAUUGUUAGUUAUUUACAGUGCACGCGCUCGUGGUACACAAGAUCGCGUGAAGAGCUGAACUAUUUUCGCGCACAAAUUACGCGUCGCCGCGUCUCUAUCAAACCCCGACUUCUCAGAGAAGUUAAGGGGAUUUAAGCUGACAGACUGCGAUUAUCAUAGCGGCUGAACCUCAACCUGAGACGAUUGAACUUGCUGCGCCACAACCAAUGGUUACGCCUCUUCCUUCCAUUUUCUGAAUUCUGAUUGGAACAAUGGAAUGUCAAUCUCAUUAAAGCAAGUGACUGUGGGAGGAGAGCUGAGUGGUCCAGGCCUGCGGAUGCUGAGGAUUCAGGACGGGUGUGUUGAAACAAAGAACGGCCAGCGAGACAGGAAGGAGAAACAGAUACGCCGUUUUCUCAGCAGAACAGCAGGAGAAAAGGUGUUGAAAUAUUGGUGAGCCUACGCAUGCAUCCUGGGCAGGGAGGUUAAACAACGCUGGAACUGAAGACGGCCUCAAUAAGCAAGUCCUUGGAGAAGGUUUUUAAGUCAUGAUGCAAGAGUCAGGGACAGAGGCGGCAAGCAAUGGAACGGCCAAUCAGAACGGCUUCCCACCGGGCGUGGACGGACACCGAGAAGUUCAAUCCAAAAGUGCCACACCUUCUUCUGACAUCACAGCAUCCGAUAUUUUGAACUUCCAGCAACAGCAGGCCUUACAAGUUGCUCGGCAGAUCCUUCUCCGACAACAACAACAGCAGAGCGGCGCCCCCAAGUCCCCCAAAAACAAUGAAACACAGCCUGCACCACAGGUCCCAGUUUCUGUUGCUAUGAUGACACCACAGGUCAUAACUCCUCAACAGAUGCAGCAGAUCCUCCAACACCAAGUUUUGAGCCCCCAGCAGCUCCAACUGUUACUGCAGCAACAACAAGCACUGAUGUUACAGCAGCAGCAGCUUCAGGAGUUCUACAAGAAACAGCAAGAACAACUCCACCUUCAGCUCAUCCAGCAGCAGCAUGGCACCAAGGCGCAGAGCAAAGAGCGUGCCCUCAACAUUGCUCCACCCUCCCUCCUUACUGAAAAGACCCGGAUUGCUGGUCUUUACCAUACAGUUUGUUGGCCUUCAGAUGCUGGUCCCCAUCAUGCAGAACUGGUGUCUGCGCAGCAGCUGGCAUUCCAACAGCAGCUCCUUCAGGUUCAGCAGCUGCAGCAGCAGCAUCUUCUGAAUCUGCAAAGACAAGGCCUGCUGUCUAUCCAACCAAACCAGACUCUGCCCCUGCACUCCCUCACUCAGGGCAUGAUUCCAGCUGAACUACAGCAGCUGUGGAAGGAGGUAACAAACAGCCAUGUGAAGGAGGAGAACAGCGCAACAAAUAACGGGCACCGGGGUCUGGACCUGUCGUCACCUUCUCCCGCCCCUCCUAAAACCCACAACCAGCACGUAUCCACCAACGGGCAGUACAUCAGCCAUGCACCCAAGAGAGAGAGUUCAACGUUGGAUGAUCAUUCGUCCCACAGUCAUCCUCUCUACGGUCACGGCGUCUGCAAAUGGCCAGGAUGUGAAGCAGUGUUUGACGAUUAUCAUAUGUUUCUGAAACAUCUGAAUAAUGAACAUGCUCUGGAUGACAGGAGCACAGCGCAGUGUCGGGUACAGAUGCAAGUAGUUCAGCAGCUGGAACUGCAGUUAGCAAAAGACAAAGAGCGUCUCCAAGCCAUGAUGACACAUCUGCACGUGAAGUCUACAGAGCCCAAAUCCACCCCACAGCCACUGAACCUGGUGUCCAACGUUACCCUGUCCAAGACGGCUCCCGAAGCCUCGCCGCCCCUCAGCCUACCCCGGACGCCCACCACCCCGACGGCACCCCUUACACCGCUCUCACAAACCCACUCCGUUAUCACUCCCACCAGCCUGCACAAUGUGGGACCCAUGCGCAGACGCUACUCUGACAAGUACAACAUGCCCAUUUCUCCGGAUAUUGUCCAGAACAAAGAAUUCUAUAUGAACGCUGAAGUACGACCUCCUUUCACGUACGCUUCAUUAAUACGACAGGCAAUACUAGAGUCGCCAGAUAGACAGCUAACACUAAACGAGAUCUACAAUUGGUUCACGCGAAUGUUUGCAUAUUUCAGACGCAAUGCAGCGACGUGGAAGAACGCAGUGCGGCAUAACCUUAGUCUUCACAAGUGUUUUGUGCGGGUAGAGAACGUUAAAGGGGCGGUAUGGACCGUCGACGAACUAGAGUUCCAAAAGAGAAGGCCGCAAAAGAUCAGCGGAACUCCAGCUCUUGUUAAGAACAUCCAUACCACUUUGGGAUAUGGUCCCGCCCUUUCUGCAGCUUUCCAGGCUUCGAUGGCAGAGAACAACAUACCUCUAUACACUACCGCUUCCAUCGGAAGUCCCACUCUUAACUCGCUUGCCAGCGUCAUCCGAGAGGAAAUGAAUGGGGCCAUGGACCACGGGAACAGCAACGGUAGUGACAGCAGCCCUGGACGCUCGCCCCUGCCAACUAUGCAUCAUAUCAGCGUUAAAGAAGAGCCACUGGACCCGGAGGAACACGACGGUCCCCUUUCCCUCGUGACGACAGCCAAUCACAGUCCAGACUUUGAUCACCACAGAGAUUACGAGGACGACCACGGGCACGAGGACAUGCUGUAAGCCUGUUUUCCCCCGACGAGGCCAAACUAACUGCGAGAUAUAGCAAGCCCAAGACUGAAUUCACAGUACUCUUGUUGACAGCUAUUCAAAUGUUACUCUUAGUGCCAUUUAAAUACCAAUUACGUGAUAAGAAAAAUCAAAUCCGUUUGGAAGUAUUUUUGAUUUGUUUCUACUUUUCGGUUAAGAGACUCAAGAGCGUAAAUUUCUACUCGUCACUCGAUGAAGAGACGUUUGGUACUGGGGGCCUGCUUCUACUUCCUUUUGGCAAAGUGUCACCGAGACCAGAGCGGACAUUGAAACGCAGCUGAGAAAGACUGGCUCAUCGCCCUCUGAGUCUAAUAAACACUGAUCAGAACUGUAAAGCACACACACACACAAAUCAAUAGCGCUUGGAGCGUGCCACUCACAUGGUGUGCGUGUACGUAUGUGACUUUAAAUCAUUGCCUUCUUCAGACCUUCUUAAAGGGAUAGUUCACCCAAAAAUGAAAAUCAUUUAUUCACCCUCUUCGUGUUUCAAAUCUGUUACUUUUGAACAUUGUCAAUAAUGUCCCGUUCACUCCUUAGCAAAAAGCGAAAAUGAAUGUGGACUUAAGCUUUUCUAAAGGCUUUGGAAGCCACAUAAUAUCUUUGUGUGAGGAACAAUUACGAAAAAUAAAAAACAUGACAUUUCCUUGGCUUAAUGCUGUGUUCACACCAGCCGCGGUAGAGGCGUCAAGCGCGAGUUAUUUCAAUGUUAAGUCAAUGUAAAGAUGCGUUGACACGCACCUGGAGGUCUCACGGCGCGAAUGAGGCAUUUAGUGCGGUAGACGCGAUUCCACCUCAUUCGUGCAUCUAGUUUGCGGUAAUGGCGCAAAUUAAGCGUUGCCGCGGGAAACGUGCAAGUUGAAAAAUUUUAACUUUGGCGGAAAAACACCCCACGUUAAUCAAUCAGGAGCUUGCUGUAGUAGUUGCGUGAUUACAGAAAGCGAGCGGAGUCGCAGAAGCCCCUCCCAUGACGCGAAUUCCCACGUGAAUGUCUCGAUGACUAGAAUUUCACACGUGAAUGAAGCGAGUAAACUCAAAAUGUUCAAGCGGCAAACUAGACGCGGUAGACGCGAAUUUGAUGCCUCAAACGCGACUGGUGGGAACCCACAGUUAGAGAAGUUUGCGAUUUAUAAUUGGAGUUACGGGGUUUUGAAUUCGAGAGGGUGCGCAAAAUGUCAUUUUUGGGCAAACUCUUUCUUUAAGUUUGCUUCCGUCACAGCUGGAAAAUGUCUUGAGGGUUCCUGAGCAAAUAAUUUAAACGUAGUGUCCUUUCAUUACUCUGUGCUGUUAGCUAUAUAUCCUUUUUUUUUUUUUGGGUUUGUUUGUUUUGGUAACUGAUCAGACCUCAUGAAUAAUAAUGUGGAGUUAUGGUGUGCUUAGCACUGGAUGAAUGUGUCAGGCUUCUUUCGUCAUGCUAUCUUUUCCUUGAAAAUUGAUACGGAAUGUCGCAUUACCGUGUAGUAUUUUUCUGUCAUUUGUUCCCAGCGUUUCGGAUCGCCACUCCGCACUCACAUCCCCUUAUGGGCGGACACACACACGUUUUCUCAUUCAUGACGACUCUCUGCAAAUGCACUAUUCGUAAUGAAGGCUCUCCCUCUCUCUCUCCACGCACCGAUGAAGUUUAAUUUUCCUAUGGAAUGAAUGACAGAGAAAUCAACGCAGGUUUAUCAUUAAAAAAAAAAUUACUUUCAAAAAUCCCCUUUUGUGGUGAUGCAUGUUAGCGUCAACCGAAUCCCAAGCAUCUAUAUUUAAAAAAAAGAAUGAAAUGUCAAAGCAUCAUUGAUAAUUGUUAGUCAUCAAGCUUUUUGUGAUUUUGUUAGCAGAAACUUUUUCAGAAACUGUCUUUGCAUUUUUUUUUACCACAUCACGACUGGUUCGUCCUCUCUGUUAUUAGGCAUUAUUAAUAAUUACACACAAGAUUAAAGGGAUUAUUUACAGCCACGACCACUGAGCAUUACAACAUUGGGGCAGCCCACUAUAACCGUUCACUUCAUGUUGUUUCCGACUGGAUGUUCUUGAAACUUGGAAACAACUCGGAAAUGCUGCCUGCUAGUUUAGAGGACAGGCAAAAAUUUUGGACUGCGCAGAGAUUAGAAAAGUAUAGAUUAGACUUUUUUUUUUUUUUUAAAGAUUGCAACCAACCACUUUUUUGUUCUUAUUUAUUACUUCCAGUGUUUAUUGUCUUUUUAUUUUUACUUUGUCUGUGACUACCAAAGAUACUACAAGUUGAUAUAUUCUGUGUUCAUGCAAUAGUUUAACAUAAAGGCCAAAUAUCUUUAGUAUUCCCCACACUGGCUAAAUGCAAAAAGAUGAAAUGUUUCAAACUGUAUUAUAGUGAAUAAAUCGGUGAAAAAAGCCAAAGGGGUGUUCGACGGGCAGCUGUCUUUGCCCAUGACCAAAAUAGGAGAGACCAACAGAUGACCAAAUCAAAGCGAUGUUGUCUUUGGGCCAAUGAAAAGGAAAAAGGGAGUGUUCUAUCUGGAAAUGAUGAUGAUGAUGAUGGUUAUGAAGAAAGAGUUUAGGACUGUGUUCACGGGAUAUUUAAAUCCAGAAAGGGGAAAGCAUUUGCAUAACACAAUGUGAACAGAUUUCAAACUGGACCACACAAUAAUAGACACAUGUUGAUGUUUUUUAUGUUGCCAUUUAAGAUUGUAUGCCACUUAUCUUGUAAAUCCACAACGGGAUUCCCAAUGUCCUUUGUUAUCCUUGGCAAUGCUCUAUGAUUGUGAUUUAGUGUCUGUCAACUUAUUACUUUUUUAUAUUAAAAAACACUCCUGUCAACCAAUAAGCUGGGUACAAGGUACUUUAAUGGUAGUUAAUACUACAUGUAAAUUUAUCCAAUCGUUUUUCUUACUGAUGAAAAGGGCCAUCUGUUUUUCACCGAAGGACAGUGGGAUACGAUUCAAGCUUGGAUGGAUUGCCGUCUCUGAUUGGUUAAUUGUUAUUCUUGAGCAGGACGACGAGACCACUCACCGCAUGUGUAGCUCGGCAUUACUGAAGAAAUACAGCAUGAGAAACUGUUAGUACGCAUACCUCAGUUCAAUCCUUAUAGGGAAUGAGAAAAAUAAAUAAUAUAACAUUUCACUCAGUUGCACUUAGUUGUACGUCUUGCAUGUUUAGUCUAAAACUGUAGCAAACUAUUUUAAGAAAAAGAUUUUUAAAAAUAUAUAAAAAUCAGAGCUUGGUAAUCAUUGGGGGGUCUCUUUGUGUUUUUUUUUUUUUUUUUUAAAGCAAAUCCAAACCUCAGGAUUUUUUAUUGUUGAAAACUCCACUUAGCUUGCUUCAAUGUUAAUUUUUUUACUUCCUCUCCGGUAAACUGCUUCCAAGACUGCUGUUUUUAGCUUUUGUUGAAGUAUAGGUUGUACAUACUACACCAUUUUAUAGCUUUUCUGUCCUCAUUUUCUGAUUCUUUAAUACUGUUUGUAUCACCAUGUUUGCUUUAUCACAACUGCUUUGUAUUUACUAUUAAAAAAACGACGAUAAAACAAACCGAAAUGAGCUACUGCUGUAUGUAUUCCAAUAGCGUACUGUGCUGCAAAUGUAAUUGACUUGGUAAUCCUUGCUUGUCUGGGGAAAAAGUGAAACUCACAGACAUCUGUGAGCGAGAAGGGAGGGAAUGGAUCUGGGGAUAAUCCUUCGUUUUUUUGGAUUCUUAAAAAAUGUACAAUAGAAAACAGAUUUUGUUAUCAU